Molecule: messenger RNA, 2373 nt
Organism: Artibeus jamaicensis (Jamaican fruit-eating bat)
Lineage: Eukaryota; Metazoa; Chordata; Mammalia; Chiroptera; Phyllostomidae
Gene: NEK3
Product: NIMA related kinase 3
Exons: 15
Coding region: 549-2072 (507 amino acids)
Biological process (GO): protein phosphorylation
Molecular function (GO): ATP binding; protein kinase activity
Source: RefSeq, a predicted model, not a curated record
GCAACCUGAACUUGACUCACAGUGGCCUUCACACAGGCCCUGUCUGCUCUGCUAGCUUGUUCCCGUGUUCUCUGAACUCCUUGAACUGAACACAAUCUCUUUUGCCCUUAAAUAUGCGGUUCCCUUUGACUCCAUUACUCUUCACAGGCUCUCUGCCUCACCAGCUUCCAUGCAUCCUGAGCCUUCAGCUUAAAUGCCAUUUUCCUGACUCCCCUGGAUAGUUCUGCUAGCUGCCAGCAUACCUCUCUCUGUGGGACUCCCCACCCUACAUCUGUUGAGACCUGGGGUCCCGUCUGCAGCGGGGCACCUUUGGUGGUAGGGAUGAUGACAGACUUACGCAGGGUGAUGAAGAAAACCUGGUGCAGGCACCUAGUAUCGGGCCGGUGAAUGAGUAAAGGAACAGGUUGUCCUGCCGUGUUGAUGAGAGACGCUUUGAACGACUUCUGCCUCUCAAAGAGGAAUGUGAUUCUCAAAUGUUUCUGUUCUGGAAUCUAGUUUCGGGGAGCCCGUGGUGACUGGAAGAGGAGCCGGCUGCGUGGGCGCCCAGCAUGGACGGCUACACGGUCCUGCGCGUGAUCGGCGAGGGCUCCUUCGGCCGAGCCCUUUUGGUUCGGCAGGAAAGCAGUCUCAGGACAUUUGCCAUGAAGGAAAUAAGGCUUCCCAAGUCUCUCUCUGAUACACAGAAUUCCCGGAAGGAGGCCGUCCUGUUAGCCAAAAUGAAACACCCCAAUGUCGUUGCCUUUAAAGAAUCAUUCGAAGCUGAAGGGCACCUGUAUAUCGUGAUGGAAUAUUGUGAUGGAGGAGACCUAAUGCAAAAGAUUAAACGUCAGAGAGGAAGGCUGUUUCCUGAAGAUACGAUACUUAAUUGGUUCACACAGAUGUGCCUUGGAGUAAACCACAUUCACAAGAGGCGUGUGUUGCACAGAGAUAUCAAGUCCAAGAAUAUCUUCCUCACCCAAAGUGGAAGGGUGAAACUGGGGGACUUUGGAUCCGCCCGUCUCCUCUCCAGCCCCAUGGCGUUUGCUUGUACCUAUGUGGGAACGCCUUAUUACGUGCCCCCGGAAAUUUGGGAAAACAUGCCUUAUAACAAUAAGAGUGACAUCUGGUCCCUGGGCUGCACGCUGUACGAACUCUGCACCCUGAAGCAUCCGUUUCAGGCAAAUAGUUGGAAAAGCCUUAUCCUCAGAAUAUGCCAGGGGUCCGUGAGCCCGCUGCCAUCUCAUUACUCCUACGAGCUUCAGCAUCUCAUCAGGCAGAUGUUUAAAAGGAGCCCCGCCCACCGCCCCUCCGCCACCACGCUCCUCUCCCACGGCGCUGUUGCCCGGCGCAUCCCGACGUGCCUCACCCCAGAGAUUAUCACAGAAUAUGGUGAGCAGGUGUUAGAAGAAACCAAAAAAUCUGAGCACAGCACAUCACGAAAAAAGGACUCUAGCAGAAUCAGGAUCGCUUUGGGAAAAGAAGCAAACACAGUGCAAGGGGAAGAACAAGGCAGAACAUGCAGCCACACUACCUUAGAAAGCAUUAAUAAAACUUCAGUUGCAAGUGCAUCAAGGAGAGUAAACAGAGAAGAGAAAGAGCCGGAGAGCGCACCAGUGCCGCCCAGGAGAGCCGGCUCCGCAGCCCCUCUCAGGCGGCAGUGGGAGAAGCACGCGCCCCCGGCUGCGCUCGCUGCUUUGGAAGCUGCCUCCGUUCUCACCUCCAGUUUCCCUGCAGAGGACAACAGAGGUGGCUCUGUCAUAAAGUACAGUGGAAAGAAUAGCCGUAAGCAGUGGCUCAAAGAGACCCCAGAAACGUUGCUGAAGCUCCUUCAGAAUGCCGACCUCGGCCUGGCCUUCCAAACAUACACCAUAUACAGAACAGGCUCAGAAGGCUUCUUGAAGGGUCCCCUGUCUGAAGAAACAGAAGCAUCAUCAGAUCAUGUCGAUGGAGGCCCCGAUGCCGUUGCUUUGGAUCCAGAGAGACUCGAGCCCAGGCUGGAUGCGGAGGACACGGACUUUGAGGAGGAAGACGACUUGGAUUGGGUGUCGGAACUGAAGCAGCGAGCAGGCUGGCCAGGGGUGUCUGAUGCCUAACGCCCUAGGGCCUUCACGUGCCUUCAUCCCACUGAGUGUAUGUUUAAAGUGAGGAAUUAAUGUCUGGAUAAUACUUGCUCAUGGAAGGUAGAUUCCCUUGGAAACAGAAUAAAGGAGGUGUGGGGAGGACUGUGAAUAUUUAAAAUUGUUCCUGAGUAGUAUUAACAAAGUUUAAAAAAUCUUCAAUAAGGAAAACCGUGAACAUAUGUGUCGCUGAAUUUUAGCGAAAAAUCCAUGAGAUGAUUGGAAGGAAUGUCAGGUGUUUGUAAUGCAAACUCAUAAAGUCUAUGUUGGCAUCACU